This is a messenger RNA of Pseudopipra pipra, 2204 nucleotides long. Its product is annotated as granzyme M-like. Gene Ontology annotation, molecular function: serine-type endopeptidase activity. The coding region runs from base 155 to 1204 and encodes 349 amino acids. Gene Ontology annotation, biological process: proteolysis. Lineage: Eukaryota; Metazoa; Chordata; Aves; Passeriformes; Pipridae. The record is from RefSeq and is a predicted model, not a curated record. The transcript has 4 exons.
UGGGUGUUUCCCACCCCCACAGGUGUUACCCUGUGGGUGCCUCUUCCCCUUCCUGCCCCCUUAGCAGGGUCUGUGUCCUGCUGCCGCCCUGCUCUGCUGUCACACGGGACGUGGGGCUCCUCUGACACCACACCAGGACACGGAGCAGGCAGGAAUGGGGGCGAGGGGCUGCCUGGGGCCACUGCUGCUGCUGCUGCUGCCCCUGCCUUCGGCGUGGGCCUGGCUCCAGCCAUCGAUCAUUGGGGGACACGAGGCCAAACCCCACUCCCGGCCCUACAUGGCAUCCCUGCAGUUUGGGGGGGUCCACGCCUGCGGGGCAGCGCUGCUGCACCGGCACUGGGUCCUGACGGCCGCCCACUGCCUGGCCCAGGGGACACUGGCCAGCGGGAGAGUGGUGGUGGGGCUGCACAGCCUGCGGGACCGCGGGGCGGCCACACAGACCUUCCCCAUCCGGGCGGCCUGUCCCCACCCCGGCUACGACCCAGGGACCAUGGAAAACGACCUGCUCCUGCUGCAGCUGGAGGGGACGGUGACGCCGGGCCGGGCGCGGCGGCCGAUCGGGCUGUCGGGGCGGGGGCCGGCGGCGGGGGCCACGUGCAGCCUGGCGGGCUGGGGGCUCCGCGGGCGCGGGGGGCUCUCGCCCACCCUGCAGGAGCUGGAGGUGAAGGUGAUGGACCCGCGGAUGUGCAACAACAGCCGCUUCUGGGACGGCGGCAUCGCCCCCACCAUGAUCUGCUUCCAGGGGCAGCCCCGGGGCUCGGCCCCCGCCAAGGUGAGCGUUUGGGGGUCCGAGGGCUACAAAGCUCUGCCCACCCCCAACCACCACUCCUGGGUGUGGGGGGCUCCGGGGGGGGAGCUCACCCCGAGCACAGAGGCCAGAUGUCCCCCCAGGCGUGGUGGGGGUCCCCACCUCUGGUCGAGGUGCACUCUCUGGUGUCACCCCCGUCCCCCAGGGGGACUCGGGGGGCCCGUUGGUGUGCGGGGAGCGGGCGGCGGUGGCCGGGGUGAUGUCCUUCAGCGGCCCAGAUGUCACCGACCCCUUCAAGCCACCGGUCGCCACCUCGACCGUGAAGUACAAGAAAUGGAUCCAGAAAACCCUGCGGAGGGGCUGCAAGUCCCCCCAGCCCCCAAGAGACUGAGCACCCCUUCCUAUUUACACAGGUUGGCUUUUAAUGGGAAUACUGUCCAGAGUCCGGUAAAAUAACAUCCUUAGUACAUAGAUACAGUGCUGGGGGAGCAGGGCACGGCACAGCCCGGCAGGAUUGUCCAUGGAGGAGGGGGACAGCGGGGCUGGGGGUGGGCUUGGGCCCAAGGGGCGAUGCUGGCCUUCCCACCACCCUGUGCUCCGUUACAGCUCUCAGGAGUUGGGACACGUGCUGCCCCUGGGACUUUCCCCCUUUUCUUCAGCCCCAGCUCCAGGCCUCCUGCACUGGCCCCAUGCCAGAGCGGGGGUCUCCAAAAUGUGCCUGUCCCCACGACCCUGGGGCACUGUCCCUGCAGCCCCUGUGGCACUGGUGUGGGGGGACAUAUGGAGGGACACAUAGGUCACCCCGUCCAAAGCAGGUGGUGAUGGUGGGAGGACUGGGAGAUACCCAAGGGGUCAGGGAGCACCUGGAUUAGGGGGUCCCUCUGCAGCCCAUCCCACUCCAAGGGGCCGAGGCACUUCCAUCACACCCCAGUCUUGGCACCUGGGGCCAGCUGGCAGCAGGAUUGGGGUGUCCCUGGGGUUUUGGGGCUGGGAGCCCCCCUUGGGCGUAAUCCAGUCCUGGAUGGAUUCGUGUCCACAUCCACAAGGACACAUUGGGAUCCUGGCUGCGAGCUGGGACAGGGAUCUUCUGCCCUGGGGAUGGGAAGCUGGGGAGCUGCAGAUGGAGGGGAGGGACGCCAGACCCUUCCCUGGGGGUUGGUCACCCCGGUGCCAGCUCAGCACCCUGUCCCCUCCCAGGGCAGCUCCCCAGCCUGGUGACAUGACCCUGUGAAAAGCCCCCCAGGAUGAGCUCAUCGGGACCCCAGACACCCCCGUGAGCCCCUGCAAGGCUCCCCCUGCACCAUUUCCACCCUCCACCGCCUCGGACCAGUGCAGGGACCUCGGCUGCUGGUCCCUCCAGCAGCACAAACAGGGGUCCUGGCCCCCAUCACCCCUGCAAAGCCUCUCCCCUGCGUCCCCUUCCCCCAUUAAUAAAUGAGCUGUGACCGCUGGCAGA